UGUUAGACAGUAGGCAUUCUGUUCUAGUCUGUUUAGUUGGAUCAGCACGGUAUUGGUUUCUAUUUCAUUCACGGAUAUUCGGGGGUUAGUGGUGCCCAAAGCAGGGAACCACGCCGUUUCUCUGGGCGUUCUUUACCCACGGUAGAAUCUCACAUCAAUGAGAACCGAAGCCACCACCCUUUCUUAUAGUUCAGAGCAUGAGAAGUAGUGGCCAAGCUGUAGGGUGGGGUGCACCAUGCAUGACGUUCUGCUAGCUUACAGAGGAAAGGAGUCAGCAGAUAGCCACUCUGUGGGAGGAACCGGUACCGCUUGGAUAACUUGUCGAAACUUAAUUGGGACAAGAAACAAAAGCAGAGCCGAGAAGCUGCGUUUCACCGUUGGGUCUGUAUAAUAACAUCGAAGCAAUAUGUACAAAAAAGGCUAGUUAUGAUCUGCUCUGCUGUCAGAAUCUUACUCCUGCUGUUUACGGGUUUGAUGUGUUAUAUAAACGAACAAGAAAACUGUACUGGUCCAUUCGGCCUCUGCUAGUUGGAAUAUAGACGUUCGGCCAUUUUUAAAGUGUCAUCAGAAUUACUACAAUUUGAAUUAUUAGAUACUUAGAAUUUGGACUGCUUCUUGAUUUGGUGAAAACUUCCUGUAUUUGUGAGAUCAUCGACACAUCCUCUCAGGGGCUCGUGUGUUUUGUGCCAUCAUGUCUUACCCUUCAGCACCACCAAGCUAUGAUGAGACUACACGUGGAGCUGCACCAUACCCAACACAGCCUGGAGGGUAUCCACAGCCUGGAGGGUUUCCACAGCCUGGGGGUUACCCACAGCCUGGAGGGUAUCCACAGCCUGGGGGUUACCCGCAGCCUGGAGGGUUUCCACUGCCUGGGGGUUUCCCAGUACCUGGAGGCCCCCCAGGACCACACCAGCCGAUGCCUGCGAUGCCACCACUGCCUGUGAUUCCUCCAACAGUACCGCUUAAUCCAGGGGGUAGAGAUAACUAUGGCAGCCCCGAGUCUGACAUGGAAGGUUUUACUUCAAACUCCUGGGAUGACAAGAAGGUUCGCCAUACCUUUAUACGAAAGGUUUACUUGAUUAUUGCUGCCCAGUUGGCCGUAACUGUUGGAUUUGUAGCGCUCUUCACUUUCUGCUCCCCAGUGCAGACAUUUGUUUCCAGGACUCCUGCUAUGUAUUAUGUCUCCUAUGCAGUGUUCCUAGUAACAUACAUUGUCCUGGUUUGCUGUGAAGGACCAAGGAGACGUUUCCCAUGGAACCUCAUUCUUUUAGCCAUAUUUACCCUGGCAAUGUCAUAUAUGACCGGAACAAUUGCAAGCUUCUAUAAUACAAAGUCAGUAUUUCUGUGUCUGGGUAUCACCACUCUAGUGUGUGUUGCUGUCACCGUGUUCUGCUUCCAGACAAAGGUUGAUUUCACAUCAUGCACAGGGCUGUUCUGUGUACUGGGUAUAGUGGUGUUUGUCACAGGAAUUAUCACUGCAGUAGUACUAUCCUUCAAAUAUGUUCCAUGGCUUCAUAUGCUUUACGCUGCCAUUGGAGCAAUUGCAUUUACUUUGUUUCUGGCGUAUGACACUCAACUGAUCCUGGGGAACAGAAAACACACCAUCAGCCCUGAAGAGUACAUUUAUGGGGCUCUGAAGAUCUACCUGGAUAUUGUAUACAUCUUCACAUUCCUGCUGCAGCUUGUAGGAAAGAGAUAGAAUGCUGUCUUUCAAACAUGAACUAAUUAUUUUUGAAGUAAUUUCUUCCCUACUGGAAGUUUACUUUUACUGGAAGGGAGAUGGACUUUAUAAAGGGUUUUGGGACAUUACAAUCGCAACAACUCGCACUGAAUGUGGAGUCAGAAUUUUCUAUCUCACUUAUGGAAGUACUAAUCUGUGUCAAAGGAGUGUGUCACAUCUUGUAACUUCACAAUGUCCCCAGUGGAAUAGCUGUUGCUGGGCAUGAUUAUUUCAGAUUCAGAAAACAUUUAUAAUUGAUCUGAUAGUUUUCAGUGUGCCUUUAAUGUGUCCCUAAUUGUAUUUUACCAUUCACUAUGCAUCAGAAUAUGUAUUGAAACUACAGCAGACUAGAGUGUUUCGAAGUGGUUUAUAUAUGAUGUAUCAUUUGAAAGCAGUAUAUGUUAUAGUAGCUGGUGUAUGAUAUGUAGAAGUAAUGCAGGUGGAAAAAAGCCAUCUGCUGCAGGUAAUUCAUUGUACAUAUUCACUGUUCAUUGCUCUUCUUAUGUCCAUUGCAGGAGUCUGUUCAUGUUGCUCCUUUUUUCACCAUAGGCCAGUGGUGUAAUGACUUGGACUCUGUGCCUUUAUCACAUUGCUUUACAAGUACUGUACCUUUCAUUUGACAAUAGUCUCUGGGAGUUGAUGAAUUUGCUACUGGUCUCUGGUUGCUACUUGCUGUUAUAUAUUUUUUGUACAGAACUUAGGCUGGUUUUGCCCUUCUUGAAUGUACUUACUUGAUUUUUUGGUGGUAGGACUACAUGACACAUUGAAGCAAAAAAGCCACUUUCUUUCCUUUCUUCCACUUAGGACAAAGUAUGAUGACUUACUGUAAGACUGUAUCCCUUCAAUAGAUUGUAAUUAAUACAUUAAAAGAAUUGGCUCUACUGCACUGAUGUACAUGCCACUGUAAAAGAAUAAUUUAAAUAAGCACCUACAUAGUGACUUGAACAGUUUAUUUGGAGGCAUAAAGGCCACCACACUCAUAUAUUGUGCCUCUUGCAAUUCUCUUCUCUCAUAAGCCUGUACCUUGUAGGAAAGGAGAUCCCUCCCCCCAAUUCAAAGAAUGGCUCCAUUCAUUGUGAGAUUCAACUAGAUGUGCAUUGUUGAACAUGAUACCCACAUUACAGUCUAACGGGAUAAAUUACCUGGAGUAAAUAUGCUGAUGUGACUAGUGCCCCUCCCUCACUGAUGACUGUCCUCCUUUUACAGCUAAUUACAUCCCUAAAUUACAGGGACAGAUUUAACUGUUUACAAAUUUAAGUCUUCCAUAUUCUGUGUGUGUGGCUUACACCCUUCAGUCUUCAGUGAUGGUUUGCAGCUGGUAACUGCUCUUGUGUUUUUUUUAUUUCCCAGUAAAAUUGGGGGGGGGUCCUCUAUCUUCAGUAGCGCAUUGAUGAUACUAAUCAGACCAUUCCCAUUUCUGAUGUGCUAUAUUCAGCUAUCCCAUAUCUAACUGAUGUAGGGAUGCAUGCCUGUGCUCCAAUAACCCAAUUGCCCAGUGCUGGGGCCAUUCUUUUCAGCUGCUAACAUUUCCUCCUCCUAUGCAAUUUAUUUCACUAGAGUUGUACCACUUUUCAGAUUCUGUUGCACUGUUUUCUAUUUGUGUAUUCUUGUUUCCUAAAUUACUUGUUUACAGAUUGCAAGUGGCACAUCUUUCCUGCCCAACAGAUCAUGCUAAAGGCAAUUUCUUAUUUUUUCAUAGUGGUUGAUAACUGCCUAGCUUUAUGCUGAGGGUGGGUUUCAUGUAAAUCCUAUGACUGAUGAUCCCAGUUUCACCCUCCUUGUCCAGUGUGUACUUUGAUGCAAUUUCCAGACAUUUUUAUGGCUUCCAUUUAUAAGUGUUCCACUUCUGACCACACCGUUUACAGAUUUGCCUCAGUGGCUUUUCCUCUAAGGAAGAUGAUUGCUGAAUCCUUAUGGUAGAAUUAAUUUUGAAAUGUUCAGUUCUGCUUUUUAAUGCUUUUUAACCUGUUCUAUUUACCUUUUACAUAUUUACCAUUCUUCUGUUACAAAAUGAAUAUACAGUACUUCCCUUAUUGCUUUAGGUUGGUUUGUGCACCCUGCUAACUUCUUUUCUUUCUUCCAUUUAUUUAUUUUAUUAUAGUUUGUUAUUGUACCUGAUGUGCAUGCUUUUCUUUACCAAUGUAAAAUUAUAGUAUUCUGCUGGCAUUUUGGGACAAAAGAGUUUGUCUUUUUAUUCAGUUUUGUUACUGUUCAGCUAAAUGAAUGCAUUUCUUUAGCAAUGUUUCCUUCUCCUUGCUUGUAUUUGUGGAGGUGUAUACUGGGUGUGCAUAAGAAAUAUAAAUGUGUGUGUACAUCUGCAUGUAGAUGUGCUUGCACAUAUUUUAAAUUAAUAGGCAACUAUUGACAGAUGUUUCAUUGUAAAAUGCCAGCUGGAGAAUCUCACUAGUGAACACAUAUUUCACUGAAAUACACAAUUUCAAAGUUUUUGAAAAAAGGGAAUGAACUACUAAGAACAGUUUGCAAAAGUGAACAUUAACAUUAGACCCUUCACAUACUUAGACCAAAAUGUAAUAGGUAAAGAAGGUGGCAAAUGACAGUUUCUUCCAGUACCAAACCGAAAAAGAAAAAAACAUAACACUUAAAAA
Protopterus annectens (West African lungfish) is the source of this 4326-nucleotide messenger RNA. RefSeq names its product transmembrane BAX inhibitor motif containing 1 (gene TMBIM1). NCBI's taxonomy places the organism in Eukaryota, Metazoa, Chordata, Ceratodontiformes, Protopteridae. Bases 692 to 1699 code for a protein of 335 amino acids. The transcript has 13 exons. Gene Ontology annotation, biological process: negative regulation of apoptotic signaling pathway. Gene Ontology annotation, cellular component: Golgi apparatus; membrane; endoplasmic reticulum. The record is from RefSeq and is a predicted model, not a curated record.